Fibroporia radiculosa is the source of this 1152-nucleotide messenger RNA. RefSeq lists its product as uncharacterized. Bases 1 to 1152 code for a protein of 383 amino acids. The transcript has 9 exons. Lineage: Eukaryota; Fungi; Basidiomycota; Agaricomycetes; Polyporales; Fibroporiaceae. The record is from RefSeq and is a predicted model, not a curated record.
AUGUGCUCUGAAUAUUGCACAUGUGCCUGCCAUAUAUUUUUGAAUACCUUCAUCAGUAGUGUUUCGUCAACGGCGAUAGUAUCUUCUUCAUCUCUGUCAACCUUGACGUCGCCUGUGCCCGCGACUACAUCAUCUUCAAUUAUUGCUUUGACGGCUGCCCCUACCAAUGCCAAUAUCCUGGUAACAUCUGUUCCUUCUGAAACAACGGCGCUGUCUACGCCAGUUUCUACUAGCGCUUUGCCUCCAUCGACCACUCAAGACGAGGAAGUGGCCGCCACGACUGCAUCAUCCAAUACUCAGAGUCAGAGCUCUCCGACGGGAACAAGCUCUCAAAGUGACAUUGACGAGUAUCUCAGUGACCAGAAUACGGUCCGCGCACAGCAUGGCGCUACGCCGCUAACCUGGAAUUACACUCUCGCCGCCGCCGCUCAAGAAUGGGCCGAUGGUUGCGUGUUUGAUCACUCUGGUGGGACACUUGAGAAUCUGGCAGCUGGCACAGGCAGCAGCUAUGGUAUUUCAGCUGCAAUCUCUUCGUGGACAAAUGAAGUUUCGGAGUAUGAUCCAAAUGACCCUGUCGCUUCCCAUUUUACCCAAGUUGUCUGGAAGGCUACCACGGAGGUAGGUUGUGCUGUUCAAGAGUGCAAUGGGAUCUUUCCUGCCAGCUACGGGGAGGCACAGUACUAUCCCGUCUACCGCUUCAUCCAACAAGAGUAUACCCGUGCUUGUUUGAUCACAUACGAAUCUCAGCCGAAAGAUGGUGUUCAAGAGGGGUGGGGACGGCCAGAUACGAAGGACGCUAAGACACGCUACCGCACCGCGCUUGUAAGAACGAUACGGGAUAUCGAUGAGCUCGCCCAUCUUGUAAUUCCUCGCCACCCGGCGUUGCGGCCCCAUGCGCGGAUGCUCCAUCAUUUCCGAUUCAUCCUCCCUCUCCUCACGCGGGAUGAGAGCGGCCUCACCCCGCUGCACUAUUACGAUUCCGCAAUACAAUUAGCGCGUCAUGCAUCGAGGGAGCCGACGGAGGCAGAGUUUGCGGUUGGCAUGGACGCUGCUAAUGAGAUUAAGCGGAUCCUGGACGAAUGCAAGCAAGAGAUGCUUGAGGGUUCUGUCUCGGAUCUUCUGGGAUCGAUAUCCACAGAGAGCUUGUCAUGA